Trichomycterus rosablanca is the source of this 726-nucleotide messenger RNA. RefSeq lists its product as uncharacterized. The transcript is spliced from 5 exons. The record is from RefSeq and is a predicted model, not a curated record. Bases 1 to 594 code for a protein of 197 amino acids. NCBI's taxonomy places the organism in Eukaryota, Metazoa, Chordata, Actinopteri, Siluriformes, Trichomycteridae.
AUGAGGGUGAUGAUCGCAGCGUUCAUCCUGCUAUUUUUAGUUGCAUUUACAAACUACCUGAUGAUAUUCUUCAGCUGUCAUGGACUGAAAGAAUACGGUGCUUGGUUGAACAAGUAUCACAGAAUCGAUCUUUGGUGCAUCCGUAUACUGGUUCAGAAUGGUAUAGCAGUAUACACCACGUGGACGAGUAUUGCUUCUCUGAUUAACUUUACCAUAACGUUGAGCUACGAUGCUGGAAUGAAUAAAACAGAUGCAGCGACUCUUGCACUUUCACUGCUGUUGGUGGCUGUUAUUGCUUGGUUUGUUCUAGAAAACACUUUGCUGGACAGACAUGUACGUUACAUCCUGACCAUCUACCCCGUCAUUAUCGUCGCCCUGUCUGGCGGUAUGACAAAGAACUUUGAUGCUUCUGCUCCUGCACUCAAUUCUGUCUUCACCGCUGUGCUGCUUGCAAUUGCCUGUGUGCUGCUGGUAGUGAAGGUGUGUUUGGUCAUCUGGAGGCAUUUAAAACAGCCAAUCUAUGGAGAUACGAUCACACCGGGCAUGAUGUUACCCAUGGAGAUUGCUGAAAAACAGAAAAGGAUCCUAAUGUGAAGCUGGCUGUCUGUGUUUAAUGGAAUCAAGGUGGUAACUGCAGUGCAGUUGAGUAAGAACUGCAAAAAUGUACACAUUUUAUAAACAUUUUUUAUAGUAAAAGUUUAUUUACCAGCUGGACAAGAAAAGUGG